AUUUAUUGGUAAUUUGCCUCAAAACAUUUGCCAUGGUUUAUCACUUCGGUACUUUGUUGCAAGCAACAAUCAUUUGGAUGGCCGAAUCCCCAAAAGCUUCAAAAAUUGCACAAGCAUAGUCAGAGUCUUCUUAGGAGGUAACCAACUCAUUGGAGAUAUAUCUAAGGACUUUGGUGUCUAUCCAAACUUGACGAUCAUAGAUCUAAGCCAUAAUCAAUUUUAUGGACAGAUCUCAAGUAAUUGGGGACAGUGUCCACAGCUACGAAUACUACGAAUGGGCAACAACAAUAUUGCUAGUAGAAUACCACACGAGAUUGGAAAUUGGAAUCAGCUAGGUGAACUUGAUCUUUCUUCAAAUCAUAUAGUUGGGACCAUUCCAAAAGAAUUCGGAAAGCUGAUUUCUCUAAUAAUAUUGAGGAUGAAUGGCAAUAAACUCUCUGGUGCUAUACCUUUUGAAUUUGGGUCAUUGAAAAAAAUUGAAUAUCUUGACUUGUCCUCAAACAAGCUGAGUAAGUCAAUUCCAAGUAAUUUUGGGGACUUCGAGAAAUUGAUCGACUUGAAUUUAAGCCACAACAAUUUUAGCCAAGGGAUUCCAACCCACCUCCUGAAGUUAUCUCAUGCCUCCAAAUUAGACAUAAGUUAUAACUCUUUAAAUGGAGAGAUACCAUCAGAGAUUAGCCAAAUGGAGAGCUUAGAGAUCUUGAAUCUCUCCCAUAAUAAUCUUUCUGGCUUCAUUCUGAAAUCUUUCGAACAAAUGCGUGGCUUGUUGCAUAUUGACAUAUUCUACAAUGAGUUGCAGGGUCCCAUUCCCAAUAGCAAAGCAUUUUUAGAUGCUCCAAUAGGAACAUUAAAAGGGAACAAAGGAUUGUGCGGUAAUGCUACAGAUCUACAGCCUUGCAAACAUAGCUCAAAAAGGGGACAAAAAGUCGUGUUUCUUCUCGUUUUCCCACUUUUAGGAGCAACUUUUGUUCUACUUUCUUUCUUUGGGAUUUUUCUCUUUAUGCAAAGAAGAAAGACAGAUCUAGAAUCCAAACAAAGCAAGACCGAGGGCCAAGUACUGUUUCUUUCAAUAUUACAUUUCAAUGGAAGAACAUUGUAUGACGAAAUCAUAAAAGUGACCAAUGGUUUUGAUGCUCUAUGUUGCAUUGGGAAAGGAGGACAUGGAACUGUCUAUAAAGCAGAGCUAACUUCAGGUGAUAUUGUAGUUGUGAAGAAAUUCAAUCGACCACUGCAUGAUGCUGGUGAGAACAGAUUUCAAAAGGAGUUUCUGAAUGAGAUAAGGGCAUUGAUGCACAUACGCCAUCGAAACAUUGUUAAACUUUAUGGUUUUUGUUCCCAUGUGCAACAUUCCUUUUUGGUUUGUCAGUAUCUAGAGAGGGGUAGCUUGUCCAUAAUCUUGGGCAACGAAGAUGUUGCUAAAGAAUUGGGCUGGUGUAAGAGAUUGAAUAUUGUUAAAGGUGUGGCAUAUGCCUUGUCUUACAUGCACCAUGAUUGCUCCCCUUCGAUUAUUCAUCGUGACAUAUCAAGCAGCAACAUCUUGCUGGAUUCUCAAUUUGAGGCUCAUGUUUCAGACUUUGGCACCGUAAAGCUUUUAAAGCCAGACUCAUCGAACUGGACAUCAUUUGCAGGCACUUAUGGAUAUGUUGCACCAGAGCUUGCUUAUACAAUGAAGGUAACUGAGAAAUGCGAUGUGUACAGCUUUGGCGUAUUGGCAAUCGAAGUCAUUAGAGGAAAGCAUCCAGGUGAUUCCAUCUCCUCACUAUCAAUGCCGUUAGCUAUGGAGAACAUACAGGUGAAAGAUGUGUUGGACCAACGGCUUCCAUUUCCAACAGCUCAAGUUGAAAAUGAACUUAUAAUAGUUGUAGAACUAGCCAUGAAAUGCUUAAAUGCCUAUCCCCAAUCAAGGCCGACGAUGCACAUGAUUUCUCAAGUGUUAUCGACCAAUAUUGCAAAUUCCUAGAGCCAUCCAGAUGUGCAUUCCAACAUGAAAGCUGAGAAUUGAAGGUUAUAGACUGUUGAGAUAAUAGUUAAUGAGAAU
This is a messenger RNA of Juglans regia (Persian walnut), 2038 nucleotides long. Its product is annotated as MDIS1-interacting receptor like kinase 2-like. Gene Ontology annotation, molecular function: protein binding; ATP binding; protein kinase activity. The transcript is spliced from 2 exons. Bases 275 to 1960 code for a protein of 561 amino acids. Gene Ontology annotation, biological process: protein phosphorylation. The record is from RefSeq and is a predicted model, not a curated record. Lineage: Eukaryota; Viridiplantae; Streptophyta; Magnoliopsida; Fagales; Juglandaceae.